Messenger RNA from Aspergillus saccharolyticus JOP 1030-1, 2607 nucleotides. RefSeq names its product F-box/WD repeat-containing protein. Lineage: Eukaryota; Fungi; Ascomycota; Eurotiomycetes; Eurotiales; Aspergillaceae. The coding region runs from base 202 to 2202 and encodes 666 amino acids. The record is from RefSeq and is a predicted model, not a curated record. The transcript has 4 exons. Gene Ontology annotation, molecular function: protein binding.
CUUCACCCUUUCUUGAAUAGUCAACAUCAUCUCUCGUUUCCUUUAUUGCUUUCUUUCAUAAUACCCCACGCUAUCUAUUGCGAAUGCGUUGAGUUCUCGGGAGGUCUGUUUAGGCUUGCUCUUAAGGGCGUGCGACAAUCAAGCUCAGUGGUUCAUGCAAACCCUUCUGAGGCUAUAACCUGAUUUACAGCGCGGCGAACCAUGAGCACUCACAAUACAGCAGAUGGCGCGAUUGAUGAUUCGCAAAGUGCUUCUGGCGAACUGGCAACCGCGCAUGACCGGUCUUGUAUAGCCAAGAGUGCAGUUCCUUCGAUCUCCAGCACGCAUUCGAGGUCGCUUUCCUCGACUAAGGUUGUCUCCUCGGUUCCAACAAAUCUCCUGCCUUCAGCGCCUGAAUCACCCCCUACUCCAGCUCCGAGUCCGACCCCUCAUCAAAGAUCUCCGACUUGGCGGGCAGCCGUAGAGGAAGAGGAAGAGGACGUAUUGCUGAACACUCAGGUGUACUUUAACUCUUUGAACAACGCCAAAAAGCAAAAAUUUCUCGAAGGACUCCUGGAUCUAUGUGAUCCUCAACAGCUCAGCUUCGUUUGGAGCUUUGUUGUUCCUCGUUUAAGGAAAGACCCAUUCCAGGUCUUUCCGAAUGAGCUAUGUUUAAGGGUUCUUUCGUUUAUUGAUGACCCGAAGACUUUAGCGAGAGCAUCACAAGUUUCGAAGCGAUGGCGCGAACUCUUGAACGAUGACAUCACCUGGAUGAAUUUGUGUGAGAAGCAUUCCUAUGCCUACCAGCGGCCUUCGGAUGACGAUCGAGAUCUUUUGGGCCAUUUGGAUAGCCAGCCUCUGCAUGCUGCAUCCGACACUCAAUCUUUUGGCGGAUUCCGAAGCAGGUCUACGGUGUCCAGCCUUCAAUCUCGGGACGGUUUUCCGGGACUUCCGCGAUCUCUAUCCGGGGACUGGCUCUCCUCAUCGAGCUGCUCUUCACGGAAACGGCGAGUCAGGCCUGUGUCAUACAGGUCGCAUUUCAAGCAGAGAUACAUGGUUGAAUCGGCGUGGAAUAAAGGUGGACGCUGCACACAAAGGCAUAUGAGUCCUGACCAGGGAGUUGUCACAAGCCUCCAUCUGACUUCGAAAUACAUCGUGGUUGCGCUCGACAACGCCAAGAUUCAUGUGUAUGAUACCAACGGAGACAAUCAGAAGACCCUCCAAGGCCAUGUUAUGGGCGUUUGGGCUAUGGUCCCAUGGGAUGAUAUUCUUGUGAGCGGUGGCUGCGAUCGAGAAGUCCGAGUAUGGAACAUGGCCACAGGGGCGGCAAUAUACCUUCUCCGUGGUCACACGUCUACCGUGCGCUGCUUGAAGAUGUCGGACAAAAACACGGCUAUCUCCGGCUCACGAGAUACGACACUACGAAUCUGGGAUCUCUCUACAGGUACUUGCAAGAAUGUCUUGGUUGGACAUCAAGCAAGUGUUCGUUGUCUGGCCAUACAUGGUGAUCUGGUCGUUUCCGGCAGCUACGACACCACGGCGCGCAUCUGGAGCAUAUCUGAAGGCCGCUGUCUGCGAACUCUAUCAGGUCAUUUUAGCCAGAUCUAUGCGGUUGCAUUUGAUGGUAAGCGUAUCGCAACAGGCAGCUUGGAUACCACUGUGCGAAUGUGGGAUCCUGAAACCGGACAAUGCAAUGGCAUCCUGCAGGGUCAUACAUCCUUGGUAGGACAGUUACAGAUGCGUGGUGAUACGUUGGUCACUGGAGGUUCCGAUGGCGCAAUACGGAUAUGGUCGCUGAUCACGAAUACGCCUAUCCAUCGACUGGCAGCGCAUGAUAACAGUGUGACAAGCUUGCAAUUUGAUAGCUCGCGUAUUGUUAGCGGUGGCAGUGAUGGUCGUGUCAAGAUCUGGAGUUUGGCGACUGGUCAGCUAUUAAGAGAACUGUCUACUCCCGCUGAGGCUGUCUGGAGAGUCGCAUUUGAGGCAGAAAAGGCCGUUAUAAUGGCAAAUAGGUCAGGUCGAACAGUCAUGGAGGUCUGGAAUUUCUCGGCACCGUCCGAGGACAGCGGGGACGAAGCCGCGAUUGAAAGUACUGCUAGCACGCCGGGUCCUUACUCAAGUCCAGUUGAGAGUCGGCACCGAGAGCGCUUCUCCGAUCCGCCUCCCACGCUGUCGACAAGUAAUGAUAACGAUCAUUCAAUGGUGGAUGCCCCGUUGUCUUGAUGACGAUGUGACUGGCCUGAUGAUAUCAUGAGCACGCUUAGCCCCUACGUCUCACAUCAUCUCAAGCGCCUUCAAGUGUAUCAUUUGAUGUUGGCGCCUGAUACAUACAUUUCGACUCGUGGGUAUAGGUAGCGCAACUAAAAUCGACACAAGGCCAAUUGCGGCCAGGUAUCCUUCUAUAUAUGCAUUCUGGGUGUUGGGUAGGACAUAUUGCUUGGAUCAUGGUUUUUUUUUUUCUUUCGAGCCCGCUGGAAACGUGGUGUGGAGUUUUACAUGUGGCAGUUGGGGUUCUUCUUGUGCUGCUGGAGUCUCAGAGAGGAAUAGCCCCAGCGAUGUUCCAUGCUUUUUAUGUUUGUCUUGUGUUUCAGUUUCUAAACGAGGGUUAGACGAUACCUGUCUUGGGAC